UUGUACUAUAAACACUGAAAUACUCAUAAAUGAGAACUUGUUGAAAAUGACAGCAUUUCGAAACCUAAGAAAUUCUAUCAAAAUAUUAGACGAAAAUGUCUCGAAUUUUCCUAUCGGAGCUGUUUCUGUGGAUGAUUUCAGACCUAUUGAAGACAGAAUCAGGAGUAUGCGAGAAACCCUCAAACAUUUAAACGCCAGGUUAUUAAUGCUUAAAGCACAUCAUAAAUUUCAAGGAACCAUUGAAGAACCGGUAGAAGAUACAGAAAAGACAGUGUUAAAAUUGCACACAGCAGUGUCAAAUUCUCUUAUAAAUAACAAAGCCAUUAAGUUGUGCCUUCACUCUUAUGCUAUUGAAGCUAUUCACUCAGGCAAAGAAGGAGAUCAUGACAAGCAAGUAAAAAUUUAUGCCUGUAUGCGUAAACUAUUUAAAGUUAAUGAUGAUAUGUUGGCAAUACAGAAGAUCAUUAUAGCUACAUUAGAAAAACAAUUGGACUUAAAGAUUCAAUGUCAGAAUUUGUUAUUUAGACACCAAACGUUUCUAAAGGAGCAGGAAGAAAUACGGAACAAAAGAUUGGAAAGAACAAACCCUGAAAUUGCAAACUACAAGCAAAAGAUAAAUAAGAGCUUACAAAAAACAAAUAUAAUGAAGCAACUUAUACUAAAUUUUAUUGCUUCUUCUAGCUCUAAGUUACUUAAGCAACCUAUGUUUGUAGAAAUGUUAGAGAAACAUAGGGAUGUAGUUACUAUUGAAACAAUAUUAAAAAUGGCCCAAAACAAUGCAGAUAGUUAAAAGCAGAAUUAAAACAAACAAAAAAUAUGAGUUAAGGUAAAAUAAAACUAUACGCGAUAUUUUUUUACUUAUAGAGUGUUGGUUUUAUACAUGUUUUCCAAUGUGAACUCACAAAAGUAUUUUUGUAUAAUUUUAUAUGAAAGUCUGUAACUUUCUUCACUUUAUACCUCUCCUAGGCACGCCAAUUUUUGCAGCGUACGUCAUAGGUCUCUUAAUUUUUGUAAUGUAAUAAAAAGAUAUUUCG
Messenger RNA from Dufourea novaeangliae, 1034 nucleotides. RefSeq lists its product as uncharacterized. NCBI's taxonomy places the organism in Eukaryota, Metazoa, Arthropoda, Insecta, Hymenoptera, Halictidae. The transcript is spliced from 4 exons. Bases 47 to 790 code for a protein of 247 amino acids. The record is from RefSeq and is a predicted model, not a curated record.